Pygocentrus nattereri (red-bellied piranha) is the source of this 2061-nucleotide messenger RNA. RefSeq names its product adaptin ear-binding coat-associated protein 1-like. The record is from RefSeq and is a predicted model, not a curated record. Lineage: Eukaryota; Metazoa; Chordata; Actinopteri; Characiformes; Serrasalmidae. Gene Ontology annotation, biological process: endocytosis. The coding region runs from base 66 to 872 and encodes 268 amino acids. The transcript is spliced from 8 exons. Gene Ontology annotation, cellular component: clathrin vesicle coat; membrane.
CGGCGCUACGGGCUCCGGUAGCGGCCGGGAGAGUCCAGCGCGAACCGAACCAGCCGAACGGGUUAAUGACAAAGAUGGCGGCCGAGGCGGAGUACGAGUCGGUUCUGUGUGUGAAGCCUGACGUCAGCGUGUACCGGAUUCCACCGCGAGCGUCGAACCGCAGCGUCAGGGCGGCGGACUGGAAGCUGGACACUCCUGAUUGGACGGGUCGAAUGAGGGUGACGGCCAGGGGGAAGGUUGCCUACAUUAAGCUAGAGGACAAGAUUUCAGGGGAGCUGUUUGCCCAAGCCCCAGUGGAACAGUAUCCCGGUGUGGCAGUAGAGACCGUCAGCGACUCGAGUCGCUACUUCAUUCUCCGGAUUCAGGACGACAGCGGUCGUAGUGCGUUCAUUGGCAUCGGGUUCGGGGACCGGGGGGACGCUUUCGAUUUCAACGUGGCUUUGCAGGACCACUUUAAGUGGGUAAAGCAGGAUAACGAGUUCAGUAAGCAGGCUCUGGCUCCAGACUCAGGCCCUAAAUUAGACUUGGGCUUCAAAGAAGGCCAGACCAUCACUCUUAACAUCGGGCAAAGCAAAAGAAAAGAAAAGUCCCGUCCCCAAAGUUCAGGUGGGUUUGGACUCCUUCCGCCUCCUCCCGGUGGCAAGAUAGCUCCGCCACCUACAGCUACAUCUUCCAGUCACAGCACAGAGCCAUUGACCGGAAGCAGCGACACAGGUUGUUUGUUAGACUUGGACAGCAAUAACUCCGACAGUCAGGUCCAGCCAACCGCUCCCGCUACAAACGCUGACCUGUGGGGUGACUUUACAUCUGACAGUUUGUCGUCUCAGCCGGCGAAGCAGGAGUCUUCCUCCACCGACUGGGUCCAGUUUUGAGUGUGAUUUACAUUCCUCUAUUUCGCCAUAGUUGCUCGUCACAUACUGAAGCCCACAACUAAAGGGAUGUCUUGGCUAAAACUGUAUGAAAUACGGUUAUCUAUUAAAAUGGACCAGAGCUGAUUAGUUAACUAAGUUGGCUUCAAACUGUGUGUUGUUUUUCAGUGUUUCUCCGAUAGACCUGCUUAACCUGCUUCCACUGCGCGGAAUACCAGAACCUUCAGCGCCGGAAAACUGGAGCUCAGCUUUUGCUAUCGAUUCUCGACCCGGUGCAGAAGGUUCCAGUUUUAUGGCGUUUGGUACCUGCUCAGGACUGGCACAGAUGAAGCCACUAAUCACUAUUAAAUCACCAGUAAGAUGAGAAGAUUAGACUUUUAUCGUCCCACCGGGGGAAAUUUGCACUGUUACAGCAGAACACACAGUAAGCAGAUAAAGAGCAGUGAGUAGGCAAAGAUGUGCGUCAUAUAGGAUAUACUAUAGAAAUAAAUAAAUAAACAAAGCGUCUGUUAGCAGAAAAAUAUAAAAACUAAAAAUAGAAUUAAGAAACUGUACAAAUUGACAGUUUACACACGCAGUUGUAUGGAUAGUGCAGGUUUCUGAGCAGGUAGUGACGAUAUCGCACAGAAACUGUAGAUAUUGCGCAGUAAUAAUUACAGAUAUUGCACAGAUCUUGCGUAUGUAUUGCACUUGUACCCUUCUGUCAGCAGCAGAUGCUGCACAUUAAUCAGCGGUAGGAUCAGCUAUAGGUCUGUGUGGUGUGUUCACGAUAGAGUGCACUGUGAAUAAGUGCAAGUCGGUGUGUUGAUCACUAUUUUUGGACAUGUUUCUGUGUAAAGAGGUCACUAAAGGAAGCCAACUCUAAUCCCAGAUUUCUGCUCAGUGUUUUCCAUGUGGCCCACCGCAGGUUAAGCGGAACGUUGGACAAAAUGCCACUUCAGAAUUCCGAUUUUCUUACUUUUCCUUAAUUCCCUUCAUUCCCUGCCCCGUUUAAAUCGUAUAUGAGGACAUCAUUUUAAUAAUAAUAUCGUAAAUAAAGCUGGUUGUAGCGCUGGUGCCGAUUUAGCACAGCGUCAGCAACAUUUUCAGAGAAAAUCAUUUUAUUUUAGGCUUCUUCAUUCGUUUCUUUUCUCUCUUUGGAAUAAUUGUCUUAGUUUAUCUUCCAAAAUAAAAGUCUCUGUGCAUUUAAUAU